Closterium sp. NIES-67 is the source of this 325-nucleotide messenger RNA. The record is from the annotation of a GenBank genome assembly. Lineage: Eukaryota; Viridiplantae; Streptophyta; Zygnematophyceae; Desmidiales; Closteriaceae.
CCCUUAGGAGGAUGAGGACCAGAGUAAAGCAUGCGACGAUAAGAGCCCCUGCUCUGACUGCUAUCCCAAUUAUCAUUCUGAGCGAAGGGGAGGAGGAGGAGGAGGAGGAGGAGGAGGAGGAGGAGGAGGAGGAGGAGGAGGAGGAGGAGGAGGAGGAGGAGGAGGAGGAGGAGGAGGAGGAGGAGGAGGAGGAGGAGGAGGAGGAGGAGGAGGAGGAGGAGGAGGAGGAGGAGGAGGAGGAGGAGGAGGAGGAGGAGGAGGAGGAGGAGGAGGAGGAGGAGGAGGAGGAGGAGGAGGGGACUUAGAAACUCACCAGCUGAAUUGU